AAUUCGAGACAAUGGGUGGAUAUUUGAUUAAUAUAGUCAGUUUCCUCGUCGUUAAUAAAACCAAUUAUUUUUCGUUUUAUUUAUUUAUUUGACCUAGAUUUGUUUCAUCUCUCAGUUUGUCACCUAAGGAGAUAAUUUGCUGGAUUGUAAUCCCGGUGUGUGCGCGUUAAUCCGUUCACACUGGUCCAGCUCAGGAGUUGGAGGGAGUCCAACGGGAGGAGUGUCUGUAAUCUCGCCGCCGGGGCCAUAGAGUUAAAUGCGUUGAGGUUCCGGGUAAAUGAGUAACAAACUGAACAAAUGAAGGCAGCGCUCAGAGUCUGAAGAUUUACUAAAACUUUGAGCUGGCAGUGAAGUAUGCGGGGCAAACUCAGGCGGAAACACAACACAGGUCUGCCGGUUUGAAGGGGCGCGAGACCCCGAGCAAACUUUGCUCAUCCUGAAGAAGAUGGCAGCAUGCGGAAGAAGGAGUCGAACAAAGUUACUUUUUUGCCUCCUUGGCGUCACUUUGUUGGGUUAUCUGAUAUUUUUCAGACACCCAUCCGGGGAAGUCAGCGCUGCAAACCGACGUGAAGUCCCCAGGGACGGAGAAGUAGAGACUGAAGGACUUAAUAGGCCAGUCUACGAGAAGCUCCCGCUGGAUUUAAAUGCCCUGGGUGAAAUGGGCAGAGCUGUGAAGCUUAAUCUGAACAAAGAGGAGAAAAAGAAAGAAGAGGAAAGCAUACAGAAGCACCAGAUUAACACGUAUGUCAGUGACAGGGUUUCACUGCACCGCAGGCUGCCGGAGAGAUGGAACCCACUUUGCAAAGAGCUCAAGUAUGACUACAAGUCUCUACCCACAACCUCUGUGGUGAUUGCUUUCUACAACGAGGCCUGGUCUACCCUGCUGAGGACUGUCCAUAGCGUGCUGGAGACUUCCCCUGACAUCCUGCUCAGGGAGGUGGUGCUGGUGGAUGACUACAGUGACAGAGAUCACCUGAAGGAGCCAUUGGAGAAGUACCUCUCAAGUUUGAGGAAGGUACGUCUGAUCCGAGCCACAAAGAGGGAGGGGCUGGUCCGGGCCCGGCUGCUAGGGGCGUCCAUCGCCACGGGUGAUGUGCUGACUUUUCUGGAUUGUCAUUGUGAGUGCCAUGACGGCUGGCUCGAGCCUCUGCUCAAGAGGAUCAAAGAGGAGCCGACAGCCGUGGUGUGCCCCGUCAUCGAUGUAAUCGACUGGAACACAUUCCAAUAUUUAGGCAACUCUGGUGAACCUCAGAUCGGUGGCUUUGACUGGCGGCUGGUUUUUACCUGGCACAAGGUCCCAGAAUAUGAACAGAAACGCCGUCACUCGCCCACAGAUGUCAUCAGAUCUCCUACUAUGGCAGGUGGUCUGUUUUCUGUGAGCAAGAGCUACUUCCAUUACCUGGGGACAUAUGACACAGGAAUGGAGGUCUGGGGAGGAGAAAACCUGGAGUUUUCUUUCAGAAUUUGGCAAUGCGGGGGCAGUCUGGAGAUCCACCCAUGCUCCCACGUGGGCCAUGUGUUCCCCAAAAAGGCCCCUUAUUCACGGAGCAAAGCGCUGUCAAACAGUGUGAGGGCGGCAGAGGUGUGGAUGGAUGAGUACAAGGAGCUCUACUACCACCGCAACCCCCACGCACGACGGGAGGCCUUUGGAGAUGUGACUGAGAGGAGAAAGCUGAGGGAGAAGCUGGGUUGUAAAAACUUUAAGUGGUAUCUGGAUAACAUUUACCCCGACCUUUACGUUCCACAUGAUCGACCAGGCAUGUUUGGAAUGCUGAAGAAUCGGGGAAAAACCAACUACUGUUUCGACUAUAACCCUGGUGAUGAGGUGAUGGAAGGCCAUAGAGUCAUCCUUUAUCCAUGUCAUGGCAUGGGCCAGAACCAGUUUUUCGAAUAUUCUGUGGAUGGGGAAAUCUGUUAUAAUACAAGAGAACCUGCUGGAUGUGUGGUGGGUGACAACAUCCGCACUUACCUGACUGUGCAGCUUUGCAAGAACCGAGGAGAACCUGUCCCCAUGGACCAGAAGUUUGUCCUCCGAAAGGAUGGGAGUCUGUUCCACGUCCAGAGCCGGAAGUGUGUUGAAGCAGUGGAUCAGACGGAUAAUGGGACACCAGCCCCGGCUCUGCAGCCCUGCUCUGACAUCUCACGCCAAAAGUGGUUCUUUGAGGAGAAACUGUAAAUCCUGAACAUACGUUGAAUAUCUCAGCACUUAUGGAUGCCUCUGAUCCCCCUUCCUCAUCAGACGUUCUCGCAUUUCAUGUAGAGACAGUAAAGUUAAUACUUUCCAAAGCACUGUGUGCAAAAAUGGAUAUCAUGAAUUCUGAUUACCUGUCAAAGGGAAAACUUUGAGCUCAGUUAUCAUCUAAGCUACAGAUGGAGGGGGCUUUUGUUUUUAUUUUAAUGCCGUUGCAUUUCUUUUUUAAAAGAAAGAAACAGUUUAAGCUCCCUUUGAUUUUUGCGAACUGGGAUAAGGACACACAAGCAUGUGUUGAUCUGACAGAAAACAGAUAUUUAUGAAUCUGUCAAAAGAAUCUCUCCUGAACAGGUGGCUGGACUGAGAGAUUUUCCAAGAUCAUUUUGUUCUUGAUAUUUAAAUGUUCUCCUGUAGAGGGGGCUAACGCUCCUCUCCCCUCUAUGUUUGAUCCUGUCAGCAUCUCUCUGUCAUUUGACAGUGGAACUAAUAAUAUUCAGGACUUAUAAUGGGAUCUUUUUUAAAAAUG
This is a messenger RNA of Cyprinodon tularosa, 2717 nucleotides long. RefSeq names its product UDP-N-acetyl-alpha-D-galactosamine:polypeptide N-acetylgalactosaminyltransferase 12 (gene galnt12). The transcript is spliced from 10 exons. The record is from RefSeq and is a predicted model, not a curated record. Lineage: Eukaryota; Metazoa; Chordata; Actinopteri; Cyprinodontiformes; Cyprinodontidae. Gene Ontology annotation, cellular component: Golgi apparatus. Bases 446 to 2176 code for a protein of 576 amino acids.